UCCAAGGUCUAAGUUCAUGGUUCAUGUGUACAACAUGGCGCCCGCUGUGGCGGCCAGGUGUGCAGGUGCAGGUGUGUCCCGUUUGUUACCGUGGCGGUGUCGGCCACGAGCUCACCUGUCCACAACAGCGUUUCAUCUGAGCAGCCAGACGAACGACAGGACGACGUCAGAGCCGAUCAGCAGGCGACUGAAGGAUGAGGCAAACACAGUGAUCAUAGGGGGCGGCGUGGUCGGGACGGGACUGGCCUACUGCCUGGCUAAGGCAGGACAGAAAGACGUUGUGCUGCUGGAGAAGACAGAAUUGACUGCUGGGUCAACAUGGCACGCCCCUGGAAACGCCACGUACUACAACCCGGGCAUCAGCAUGAAGAAAGUCCAGUGGGAGAGCUUCAAGUUAUUCAAAGAGGUGGAGCGAGAAACUGGUCAGGAUGUGGGUUUCCACGGCCCGGGAACCAUCAGGCUGGCCUCCACUCCUGAGCGGGUGGACGAGUUUCGGUACCAGAUGCAGCGGCAGGGCUGGCACGACGCGCCGCAAUGGCUGCUGACUCCGGAGGAAAUACAUGAGAUGCACCCGCUGCUAAAGAUGGACAAGGUUCUGAUGGGCCUGUACAACCCCGGAGAUGGCCACAUCGACCCCAACUCCCUCACCCAGGCUUACGCCAUCGGUGCCCGGAUGUACGGAGCGGAUGUCUAUGAACAGACAGGGGUGACUGGGAUGAGCAUGCGCGGUGAUGGCAGCUGGAAUGUGGACACGCAGCACGGCACCAUCCAUGCACAGAGAGUGGUCAACGCUGCAGGAUUUUGGGCUCAUGAGAUCGGCCAGCUGUGCGGUCUGGAGCUUCCUCUCGUCGCCGUGCAGCACCUGUACGUGGUGACGGGACCGAUCCCCGAGGUGAAGGCCAGAAAGACGGAACUGCCCGUGAUCCGGGACCUGGAGGCGUCGUUCUACGCGCGCCAGGAGCGGGACGGGCUCAUCAUCGGCGCGCAUGAGAGGGCGGAGCUGGUGAAGAUGCAGACCCACUGGGUGAGCGACGGGGUUCCGCCAGAUUUUGGAAAGAAGUUGUUUGAGUCCGACCUGGACAGGAUCUCGGAGUACCUGGAGGCGGCUAUGGACAUGAUUCCCGCGGCCCGGAACGCGGACAUCACCCGGGACGUGUGCGGGCCCAUCACCUGCACACCCAACCACCUGCCGCUCAUUGGGCCCUACAUGGCACCCGGGCUGCGCAACUACUGGCUGGCUGCAGGCGUCUUCGCCGGAGUGUUACAGAGCGGAGGUUUGGGGAAUUACCUCACACACUGGAUCAUGAACGGGGAACCGCCCUACGACCUCACAGAGGUGGAUCCGAAUAGGUUCAGUGAAUCAUGGUGCAACAGGAACUUUGUUGCGGCGAAAUGUAGAGAAUCGUACGCGUUCAACAACAUUAUCAUCUGGCCGAAGGAAGAGCGUCCUGCCGGGCGACCCACGGCUCGUGUGAGCGGCAUCUACCAGACUCUCCUGGACAAGGGUGCAGAGAUGGGCUUCCACUCCGGCUGGGAGCAGCCCAACUGGUUUGCUAAAGAAGGUGACACCCCCGGCUAUCGUCCCAGCUUCAGACGCACAAACUGGUUCCAUCCGGUCGGGAGGGAGUGUGAACUGGUUCUAUCCAGGGCCGGGGUCAUUGACCUGACACCAUUCGGAAAGUUGGAAGUCAGCGGUCCGGAUGCGGCGAGGCUGCUGGACUACCUGUUUGCUUACGAAUUACCGCAGGUCGGGAGAGCGUGCACCAGCCAUAUGUUGACCACUAGUGGGGGCGUGUAUGCGGAGAUGACGGUUACCAGGCUCGGACAGGACCACUUCUUCCUUGUCACGGGAACAGGCUCCGAGCUGCAUGAUCUCAGAUGGAUAGAGAAUCAUGUGUGGAAGGGCGGCUACGACGUCACCAUAGCUAACGUCACAGACGACAUGGGCGUGUUGGGGAUCGCGGGUCCUCGGUCCAGGGACGUCCUGGCCAAGCUGACCUCAGGUGACCUGAGCGAGGAGGGGUUCAAGUUCCUCAGCUGCCAGCAGCUCAGUCUGGGUGGGGUUCGCGUCAGAGCCGUUAGGAUAUCGUACACAGGUGAGCUGGGCUGGGAGCUGUACCACGCCAGAGAGGACACAGCCCGGCUGUACGAGGCCCUGAUGUCGGCAGGACAGGAGUUCGGGCUGGGGGACUUCGGCACCUUUGCCAUGGGCUCCCUCAGGCUGGAGAAGGGCUUCAGGGGGUGGGGGGCUGAGAUGACAGUGGACAACAACCCUUUAGAAGCAGGUUUUGACUCCUUCAUCAAAAUGGACAAGCCUGCAGACUUCAUCGGUAAGCAGGCUCUGCAGCAGCUGCAGCAGGAGGGACUGACCCGGAAGCUGGUGUGUCUGACUGUGGAGGUGGAGGAGAACGGUCCUGAUGCUGAGGGCAACGAGACCAUCUGGCACCAGGGGAAGGUUGUUGGAAACACGACGUCAGGAGCGUAUGGUUACCAGAUCCAGAAGUCAAUAGCCUAUGCCUACGUCCCACUACAUCUCGCCGAACCAGGGACUGUGGUGGAGGUAGAGUUGCUAGGCAGCCGCCGCCCGGCAACAGUGCAGCAGGAGCCUUUGGUUCAGACGGAACCAGUUCGGACAAGACUGGCCAGGAAAAAGUCAGCUGAGACAGCCAGGGGCAAUGUCACAGUGUGAGGGAUCGGACUGGAUGCAAUACUGACUUAUUACAGGGUGCUUUAAUUUAGAAACACUUAUUUCUCCAAAAUGUAUUUUACUAGGCCUUUUGAUUGGUAGCGAAUCUGAUAGUGAACAAGGAACUGGAAGUCAUUCUGAGUAUAAUCAGUUUGGUGUAGCACAGUGGACAACCAUGCAAACUAUUUUGUGCCUUAUAGACUUGUUCUAAAAUUGUAUUUUUUUUAGUCCUCACUCUUAAAGAAGAAAACUCAUUGAUGUAUAAGCAUUUUCCUAUUCCAAAUAAAGGGCUAUUUCCAAAUUACUCAUGAUUUAUAUGAACUGCUGUUAUACACUGUAAAACUGUCAAAUUCUGUGAUAUUUUGAUACUCAACGUAGGAAGAAGGGGAGUCUGGAAUAUAGUUUGUAGGGCUGCAUGAAAUAAAAGGAAAAUGAAAUUAAAUUGGAAAGAAUAAAAGAAUUAGGAAAGACAAACUGAAGCAUUAUAACUGCGCUUGAUUUUUAUGGCAUGAGAUCACUAUAAUUCAACACUUCUUACCUGAGGCAAACAGGAAUGACACGAAUGUUCAGGUCAUUUCAACCAGAGAAGCAUUAGAGGGACUGACUGAAAGCUUGUUUGUACGCACCUUACACUGUGUAUGGAAACAAUGUGUAAAACAUUUAAUUCAUGUUUAUUAAUUACCAUCACAGAUGAACUUUAAUGAAACCUUAGAAAAAGCAGAGUAACGUGGCAAGGUAAUAGUUACUCAA
Branchiostoma floridae (Florida lancelet) is the source of this 3436-nucleotide messenger RNA. RefSeq names its product dimethylglycine dehydrogenase, mitochondrial-like. The record is from RefSeq and is a predicted model, not a curated record. Gene Ontology annotation, cellular component: mitochondrion. Bases 17 to 2689 code for a protein of 890 amino acids. NCBI's taxonomy places the organism in Eukaryota, Metazoa, Chordata, Leptocardii, Amphioxiformes, Branchiostomatidae. Gene Ontology annotation, molecular function: protein binding; oxidoreductase activity. The transcript is spliced from 16 exons.